This is a messenger RNA of Nomascus leucogenys (northern white-cheeked gibbon), 963 nucleotides long. NCBI's taxonomy places the organism in Eukaryota, Metazoa, Chordata, Mammalia, Primates, Hylobatidae. The record is from RefSeq and is a predicted model, not a curated record.
AUGAUGGCAGUCAGGGUGACCGUCGACGCCAUCUCUGUGGAAACUUCCCAGGACGUUCUUCGGGCUUCGCGGGGAAAGAGUGUCACCCUGCCCUGCACCUACCACACUUCCACCUCCGAUCGAGACGGACUUAUUCAAUGGGAUAAGCUUCUCGUCACUCAUACGGAAAGGGUGUUCAUCUGGCAGUUUUCGAACAAAAACUACAUCUAUGGUGAGCUUUAUAAGAAUCGUGUCAGCAUAUCCAGCAAUGUUGAGCAGUCCGAUGCCUCCAUCACCAUUGAUCAGCUGACCAUGGCUGACAAUGGCACCUACGAGUGUUCUGUCUCGCUGAUGUCAGAUCUGGACGGCACCACCAAGUCACGUGUCCGCCUCUUGGUCCUCGUGCCACCCUCCAAACCAGAAUGCGGCAUCGAGGGAGAGACCAUAAUUGGGAACAACAUCCAGCUGACCUGCCAAUCAAAGGAGGGCUCACCAACACCUCAGUACAGCUGGAAGAGGUACAACAUCCUGAAUCAGGAGCAGCCCCUGGCCCAGCCAGCCUCAGGCCAGCCUGUCUCCCUGAAGAAUAUCUCCACAGACACAUCGGGUUACUACAUCUGUACCUCCAGCAAUGAGGAGGGGACCCAGUUCUGCAACAUCACGGUGGCCGUCAGAUCUCCCUCCAUGAACGUGGCCCUGUAUGCGGGCAUCGCGGUGGGCGUGGUUGCAGCCCUCAUUAUCACUGGCAUCAUCAUCUACUGCUGCUGCUGCCGAGGGAAGGACGACAACACCAAAGACAAGGAGGAUGCAAGGCCGAACCGGGCAGCCUAUGAGGAGCCACCAGAGCAGCUAAGAGAACUUUCCAGAGAGAGGGAGGAGGAGGAGGAGGAGGAGGAGGAGGAGGAGGAGGAGGAGGAGGACUACAGGCAAGAAGAGCAGAGGAGCACUACUGGGCGUGAAUCCCCGGACCACCUCGACCAGUGA